UGCUAUAUAACUUAUAUGCAUAUGCAAAGUCUAAUAGGCCUAUACUAUAUGUUUGGUCAUCACAGUAAGAAAAUCAUAGAAAAUAACGUAUUCUUGAGAGGAAUUUUCAAGUCGAUAUUUGGGAAAACCAAGAAGAGAUAGUGGUUAAAUUUACUCUCACAUGGCUUCUUCUUCUUCUUCAUCGCCAUCAACUCAUCAUUACAGCUACGAUGUCUUCCCAAGCUUCUCCAGUAAAGAUGUCGGCAGAACUUUUCUCAGCCACUUUCUUGAAGGGUUGAAAAGCAAAGGAAUUAAAACUUUCCAAAAUAAUGGGAUCAUGAGGAGCGAGUACAUCACCACUGAGCUCGCAAGAGCUAUUGAAGAAUCAAGGAUCUCUGUCGUGAUCCUAUCUAAGAACUACCCUUCUUCUAGCUGGUGUCUGAACGAGUUGCAGCGGAUCAUGAAGUGCAAGGUUUCUUUAGGACAAAUUGUGAUGGCAAUCUUCUACGAUGUGGAUCCAUCUGAUGUGAGAGAGCAGACGGGAGAUUUUGGAAAGGUCUUCGAGGAAACUUGUUAUGGGAAGACAGACGAACAAAAGAAGAAAUGGAGGAAGGCUUUGAGUCAUGUAGCGGUUAUUGCUGGAGAACAUUCUAUUUCAUGGGCUAGUGAGGCUGAGAUGAUCUCCAAAAUCGUCAUGGAUGUUUCUAACGAGUUGCCAUCAACUGAUUUUGAUCAGUUAGUUGGAAUUGAAGCUCAUGUAGCAAAGUUGAAGGCGAUGGUGUGCCUAGAAUCGGACGAGGUGAAGGUUGUGGGGAUAUGGGGUCCUGCGGGUAUUGGUAAAGCCACCAUAGCUAGAGCUUUAUACAAUCAAGUUUCCAGAAACUUCCAACUUAAGUUUUAUAGGGAGCCAUCUUGGAAGCGUGCUUCUAACACUAUGGAAUUUCAAGAGGAGCUUCUAUCUGGAGUGUUAGACCAUAGAGACAUGAAGAUACCUAACAAACAAGAGGCAAUAUUUAGGUUAAUGCACCAGAGAGUCCUUGUCGUGAUUGACUGUGUCAGUUUUGUAGAGCUACAAGCUUUACAAAAACUAGUUCAACAGUGGUAUCUUAGAUUCGGAAGUAAAGUGAUUGUGACGAAUGCAGAUCUAUAUACAUUUACGAAUAAUGGGAUUGAACAGAUAUACAAAGUUACUUAUCCAUCGAGCGAAGAGGCUUUACAGAUCUUCUCAUACGCAGCUUUCGGGCAAAGCACUCCCCCAAGAGGUUACUUGAAGCAUGCUGUUGAAGUAACUAAGCUUAUCGAUCCUUUUCCACUUGCUCUCAAGAUCUUAGGCUCGGCUUUACGUGGGAAGAGCAAAGAGGAGUGGACAAUGGCACCGGCUAAAGUCAACACCUGUCUUGUCGACACGGAUAUUCAGAAAGCAAUUAGGUUUGCGCACGAUGGUUUAUCUAAGAAACACAAAAGGUUAUACUAUUCGUUAAGAGAAUCUAUGCAUAUUAGUAAGAACCUGAGCAACACCAUAUACACACUUUCACGGAGUGACUGGGACGUGGAGAAAGGGAUACAAACUCUAGCUGAUAUGGCUCUCAUCUCGAUAUCUGAGGGAGGAGAAAUUAUGAUGCACGAUUUGGUACAGUCAAUGUCUACAAGUUUACGUUGGACCAGGUAAGUUGUGGGAAGGGAAAAACAAUCUGCUAAAACUUGCUGCGCACACAAUAAACAAAUAUUAGAUGCUUAAAGUCUAUUUGUACAUGAGUUUAAGUUUUUUUUUCCUACAUUGUAUUUAUCUUUCUACUUGAUUAAAAUCACUUCCUAUGUUUUUGUAAAAACAUCAUCUUUAAAUUUUAUAAUGUACAACAUCGUUAUAUACUUGCCAAGUACGCAUUUAGUCAUCACCAUUAUUCGAGCGCUAAUUUUGAAGUGAGAUCCUUACAUAAGCCCACACCGGGUUGAAAUUCCCUCCUCCAGUUUGAAGUGAGAUCCUUACAUAGUUCGAAAAGGUUCUCUCCACUUAUUAAGCUGGUGACGUGAUUUAAUAUUGUCUAAUAAUGCUUUGAUUUUCUUUAAUCCUACCCAGGGAUGUAAAUUUCCAUUAGGGUUUAGGCGAAGUUUGUGUUAUUGGAAAACCGUUACUCGCUCAAAUACAAAUUAAUAAACCGAAACAGAUGAAUUGAUGUUCAUGAACCAAGAUUUCAUAUCUAAUCUUGUAAAGAAUCCAAGAAUGAAGUAGCGAUUUAAAAACAAAACCGAGUAUUUUUCCUAGAAAGAAGAUAGAAAAGAAGCUAAAACAUCCUAUACCAAAUUUCUGAUUAAAAUUAAUCAAUAUGACAAACUUCUAAUCCCACGUAGCUUUUAUUGUUGUUGAGCUGGCAGAAAUCGACCAACCCAUUAUUUCUAUCAGUUUGAUUGAUGGUUUAUGCAAUUUUGCUAUAGAAC
Messenger RNA from Brassica napus (rape), 2415 nucleotides. Its product is annotated as probable disease resistance protein RPP1. The record is from RefSeq and is a predicted model, not a curated record. NCBI's taxonomy places the organism in Eukaryota, Viridiplantae, Streptophyta, Magnoliopsida, Brassicales, Brassicaceae. The transcript is spliced from 2 exons. Bases 161 to 1648 code for a protein of 495 amino acids. Gene Ontology annotation, molecular function: ADP binding. Gene Ontology annotation, biological process: defense response; signal transduction.